Magnolia sinica is the source of this 652-nucleotide messenger RNA. RefSeq lists its product as uncharacterized. The record is from RefSeq and is a predicted model, not a curated record. NCBI's taxonomy places the organism in Eukaryota, Viridiplantae, Streptophyta, Magnoliopsida, Magnoliales, Magnoliaceae. The coding region runs from base 128 to 622 and encodes 164 amino acids. Gene Ontology annotation, cellular component: chloroplast thylakoid. The transcript has a single exon.
CCAGUUUCGGCGAACGCUUCAGUCCACAUAACCCCACAGUGGCAGUUUCGUAAUUAUCGCCUUAUAAACUCUCCCUCACACUCCAAGGCCGCACGAUCAGUUCCCUUCCAAGAGAGAGAGAGAGUCCAUGGGUUCCACAGGCUCGCCCCUGCUCCAGGCCCUCUCUCUACCACGCUCGCAUCGCACGCGCCCCACCGCCUGCGCGGCGUACGCUUCUAAAAGUGAGCCCAAAGUCCAUUACCCGGCCGUCCUCCACGGCCGACGGCAGUGCUUGUUCUUGUUAACGGCGUUAACGGCGACGAGAACGCUUCCGUCGCUGGCGGAGGACAUCCCGCUCUUCGGGCUGCGGAAGAAGCUGAGAAAGGCGGAGGAAGAGGCGGAGGAGAUACUGCGGGAGGGGGAGAGGGCGGUGGAGAAGGGGAUUGAGGUGGCGGAGAAAGGGAUCGUGACGGUUGAGAAAGAGAUCGUGACGGUGGAGAGUGAGAUCGGGACGGUCGGAAGUUUUGCAGUGGCGGGAGAUUUGGUGCAGGCGGGAGUGGUUGCUGCUGCGGAGGUUUUGGGUGUCGUGAUUGCUUCAUCCGUUGUCAAUGGGAUUCUCGGUCCUGAAGCCCAGAAAUACUAAAUUCAAGAAAUACGAUAUCUCCUUUUGUAA